This is a messenger RNA of Schistosoma haematobium, 13816 nucleotides long. RefSeq names its product ERI1 exoribonuclease 3. Gene Ontology annotation, biological process: exonucleolytic trimming to generate mature 3'-end of 5.8S rRNA from tricistronic rRNA transcript (SSU-rRNA, 5.8S rRNA, LSU-rRNA). Bases 38 to 394 code for a protein of 118 amino acids. Lineage: Eukaryota; Metazoa; Platyhelminthes; Trematoda; Strigeidida; Schistosomatidae. The record is from RefSeq and is a predicted model, not a curated record. Gene Ontology annotation, molecular function: nucleic acid binding; 3'-5'-RNA exonuclease activity. The transcript is spliced from 8 exons.
GGCAACCAAAAUUUUCAACUCUAUCCGUACUGGACAAAUGAAAAAUGUACAGAAAUUUGCUUACUUUAUGGUUUUGGAUUUCGAAGCAACUUGUGAACAAGAUAGAAAAAUUCCAGUUGCUGAAAUUAUCGAAUUCCCCGUUCUCAUGAUAAAUGCUUCUACAUUGCAAACUGAGGCUAUUUUCCAUCGCUAUGUUCGUCCUACUGUUAAUCCAACAUUAAGCGAUUUUUGUACAGAACUCACUGGUAUAAUACAAUCCAUGGUAGACGAUCAACCGGAUUUACCGACUGUACUCAAAACGUUUGAUUCAUUUUUAGAUGAGAAUAAUUUAAAGAUAAUUCCGUAUCAAUUUGCUUUUGUGACGUGUGGUGACUGCGAUUUAAAAACAGUGUAAGCGACAUAACGUUUUUUGGUAAAUUGUCAUAAGACAUUUCAGAUAGUAUUCAAAUGUAAUAUUUUAAAUCUAAAAAUUUCUACACUGAUACAUCAAACAACUAGAAACAGUAAAAACGGAAUUUAUCUAUGUUGUUAAUUCAAUAAAUACACUGAGUUACAUGAAAGUUUCAAGGGAACUUAGAAAAUACUUUCAGGGAAUUUGUAAAAUAUUGACGGCUGUUACAGAAAUAGUACACUUAGGAAAACGUCUUUCAAAAUGGAUCAUUUUCUCCAGAGAGGUCUUUGAAGAGUGCAAGGAUAUUACAAACCUUUAAACUGAUUAAAUGAAUUUACAAAAAAUUAUGCUUAUUAUUCUAGCUAAACGUUUGGUGUUCAGAAAAAACAUGAAACGAUUAAGGCAGUUGAAAACCCGACUUCUAAGAACUUCAAGUGGUAUCACGAAAAGAGUAAAGGGAAGAUAUAUACGUUUGUAGCUACAAAUGAGAAAAGGUUUAAACGACCUUACAUUGAUUAGCUUUGGAUUUCUUAAUAUAGAUUUUUUUAUUAUCUCAAUUUGUGUAUUUAUUUGAUAAUAUUUGUACAUAUCACAUAGAAUUUUAUUUGCAUUGCAUAUGAUGUUGAACACCUGUAAGUCAAUUUGUAGUUUUACGAGAUAGGUAGGUUUUUUUCAAGCUGCAUAUUCGAUUGGUUGCCUCAUAUUUCACUCAUUAGUUAUGUAUUUCUCAUCUGUAUGCUUCUUCUGUAUUUCUUCACUAUCUCAUUUUUUUGUUUAUGUUACCCGUACUUAUUUUGAAGCUUCGGUUGCACCAAUACAGUUAAUCUUUUGUGGAACUUCAAAUCAUACACUAGGUGGUCUGUAAUUGAUUACCGAAACUUGUGAUCGUUAAUUUAUCACUACAAAUGCUAUUUAAUAUUAUUUUUAUCAUAUUUACCUUUAUCCUCUACGUGGUCGUUGGUCGUAUUCUGGUAUCACUCCCAUAGUUAAUAAAAAGAUCGGUCAACUGAAUCAACAACCUUGUGGGGAUGUCUACUGUAAAAUAAAAGAAAACAACAUAACAUGAUCACACUGACAAUUAAUAUUCGAAGAAUAUGAUCAAAUAAAUUUUUAGGUGUGUGAAAAAAAGGUUUUUAUUCAUUUACAAACAGAUAAUUCUUGACGUCAAUAGAACUGCCGCUUCAUUUCUAUAAGUUGUUAAAGCUACUAAAAUCACUUAAACUAAUGAUAAUACUCCUAUCACCAAUAGCCAAAACUUGGUAAAUAUUGUCAUUUUUAUCUGUUAUCUGCUCUCUACCUUUUAAAUAAAAAAAUCAAUUCACUAUGUUUUUAAAAUUCUGUCAGAUGUUGCGUUUAAAAGUAUAGUACUAUAGUAAACGAAUGCUCAGGUGAGGAAGAUCAGUUUACUAUUUGAUGCAAGACUACGGUUCUUUAAUAAAAUAUGAAAACCAUACAUUAAAUACAUCAUUUGCACAUCUUUCAUCAGUCAUCCUUUACAUACCUGAUGAUUCUUUCAAAUCUUUUGUUAUUACAAUUUCUUUCUGUUUACCUUUCUGUUAUCUCCAACUGAAUCUUCUCAAUCUUCUACAGGCAUGCAUUCCACUUCCGAUUGGUAUUGCAUACUACUUAUAUCUGUCAAUAUUAGUAGCAUACACCACAGUUCUACCUACUUGUUUUACUGAUGAACUUUAAUUGGAAUAUUUAAGUCUUUUUUAAUCAAAUAUCUAUUUGAAAGUUUUUUGUUUCUCUGAUAGUCUAUCCCAUUUAUAUAUAUAUGGACUGUGAUACUGCCCGGGUGUCCGGACCGAAGCAUGUGGUUUUCAUAGGGGUCAACACCCGUUUCUUUCAACCUAAAGGUCUGAUCCACAAGAACGCGGAGUAACGCCAGGAGAUGUAGUCCCAUGGUAGCCGUUGAGCAGCGAUAGGUUCAUACGCCAUUUGCUCUUUCAGAAUCCUAGAGCCUAUAUGAACCAUUGGUGUGGAAUCAGGGUUUUCCAACUCCUCUAAAUGGAUCAUCCUUAUCCAACAUCCAGGUUAAAGCGCCGGACAUUCACUUUUAGUCCUCUCAAUUUCGUAAACAACACCCCCGCUACAGUAAGGUAGUGAGUAGGACUUCUCUGGCAGUGGUGUAUACGCGUGGCUACUUGAGAGCAUUUCGAGAAGGAGAGCUGACUUUCACCACCCUCCGUCGUACCAGGGCUUUCGGGGGCAAAUAGAAACUAUCUAUUAAUUCUUUUUUUUCAAUCAAUCUUUAGUGUAUCAUCAAUUAGGCACCAUAAAUUGCUAAUAAAAAUGGUCAUUCAUUAAUUUGUUUUCCGUGAUUAUAGAUUAUGUUAUUGUUUACAAAUGUAACAGGAUUUUUACUUACAUUGUGUUUUUCUUUUUUAAAUUUUUAUUACUUGCUUAUGCCUGUUAUCCCUUGUAGAGCAUAGACCUCUGACCAGAAAUCUCUAAUUAACUCUGUUCUCUUCUUUCUAUACAUUCAUAAAACUAAUGUUUGUAAUAAUCUAUCUUAGAAAAUCCACAUCAUAAUGUAUAAUUCGUUGAAUUUUAAUAAUAAUUGACAUUCCAUUGUAUCAAUCAAAAUACGUAUGUUAAAUACUUUAAACACUACCUUUCGUUCUUUAUAUAUUGUAAUCUACCUAACUACUCGGCAUUAGUUUAAAAUAUAUUUGUCUGUAUCGGCUGAAUCUCAUUUCAAAUAAACUAUUGAUAAACUUGGCCGUAAAUGGAUAGUAAUCCUAUUAGUCAGCCAUCGAUAUUGAUUGAUGUAAAUAGUUGAUAAUUCGGCAUUAUAAUUUUUUUAAAAAUACUACGUCUACUAUUAUUACUAGCUUAUUGAUAGCUACUAAAGGAGCAUUUAUCGGUUAAUAAUGAAAUUUAACUAGGCUCAUUGAAGAAUAUGAUCGAUUUGUACAAUUAGUUUCAUUAAUUGUACAUAAUUUAAUAGAUUAUUUAAUGUUGGUGAAAUGCAUUGUGUUAAGCAAUAGCCUGUCUUAUUGUUCCAUUAAAUGCCCUGAUAAGGCUGAGAGUGAAAAAAGUCCAUCCUCCUUAUAUUGCUUUCGUAUGGCUAAGUGUUUAUAACUACGUCCAGAGAAUUCCUACUUCCUGCCUCCACAUAAUUAGAGUGUUUAUAUAAAAGUAAGACGACGAAAAUAAACUUUCAGUGCUUAAGCUGGAUUGCUGAAUGUGUAUUAGUAAUAUUGACAGUAACUUAAUAACACUAAUUACCCUUUUACAAACCACUGUUCUUUUCUUCAUCUAUUCUUUUUAAUUUGUCACACCCGAUGGACAGUGUCCGUGUGGUAAAUGAAAGCAAAUUAUUUCGAAUGAUCUGUUUUAUGGGGGGUUCGAUCCCGUCUCCUACAUAUAGCAUAGACUGUAAAUAUAUGAAUUUAUUGCUCUAGUUGAGAAGAAUUAUAUGACAUUCCUGUCCCUUCGGUUAUUUAAUUCUAAUAAUCUUCUGUGAUUAUUAUUAUAGUCUAUUUGUCCAAGUUUGACCCACUUCCUAUGUCGAACUUUUAUUAUUUUAUUAGUCUUAGCACUACUAGUACACAUAUCUUCUUACUAUCGAUUUGCACUUUUUACCUAUUAUGUGUGACUAUUGAAUCUAGUUCAUUGCGAUCAUUGAUUCAUAAAUUGCCUUAAUUAACUUAGUAUUUUAAUUUAUUCUUGUAUAUUUGUGUAGAGCUUGAUGAAGAUCUAAAUUAGGACAAUAUUGUUCUCUUAUAUGUGUUGCUCCAAAUCCCUUUAAUUUGUCAUGGUAAAAUUUUUGAUUAAUUAAUGGUUUUGUAAUGUGAUGUAUAUAUAUAUCCUUGAUGAAGGUUAUUCAAUCUUGAACGUGUGUAUUAAAAGCCUAUUGAUAAAAUGACAUUUAGUCAGAAUCGGGGACAUUUCGAUUUACUGGCCUGACUUAACACCGGUUAGUCUUAUCCGUAGUCAACUUAGUAAAAUUAUUCUAAUCUAAUAAUCACGAUCAGUUUGCGGUUAUUAAAAAUUUGAAUUAACUCAUUUGUCAGUGAUUUUGGUAUGAGAGGUAUUGAUAGAGUUUGAACCAAGAACCUAGGUAGAUGUUUCGAUUGUUGAUAAUUACCAAUCUCUGGGUGUAAUCAGUUAUAACCUAAAGUAUACUGGAUAUCAUUAUUUCAUUUCAUAUGGCAAUGAUUCACAUAAGUACUUUUUAUAUAAUUCUGUUGUAUACUAAUAAUUUUGAGACUUAAUUAAGCGAAACCAAAUCGUAUAUAUUACGUGCUCUGCUUGAUUAUGGCUAAUAUGGUAUACGGCUUUGGUAUUCGUAUGCACGGAACUCAGUCGCAAAAAAAGAGACGGAAGAAGGCAAAAGAAGCGUUUAUUGAGUAGGUGUACGAAAUGUACGGAAAUACAGGUGUAUUGAUACUUUUUGGACAUAGAUUAUAACACCACUAUAAUCCAGCCAAUCCGGAAGUAGGAUGUUUGCACAACUAUCCAAUCACAACAUGUCACGUUGAUAAUCUAGAAAUAUCUAUCUGGUUUUGAUUGAACGAAAUCUCUUCGGCUCCGUUAGAGUCUCUGAAGGAUAUGUUGCACUUUCUGGGAGCCAUCUCAACGGUUUAUUUGCGUUAUAAUGACAUAAUGGUUCGCUUUCUAAUAAAAAGGAUCAUUUCUGUUUUUAAAACUUGUGACCUUGUGAUAAUAUCUCUUUGCGAUGCCGAUUUGAGGUCAUUAAAGUACAUCAGGACAUUUUUAUUUGAUGACGAACUGGACCAAUGCCAACUGUCACCUUGUUUACGAAUGUUAUAUAUAUAUAUAUAUAUAUAUAUAUAUAUAUAUAUAUAUCGAAUUACCACUUUAGUUCAAUAAUUAUUGAUCACUUUCUGUCGGUUGAUGGAUUAAAUAAAUCUGUAAAAUUUUACUACUGACUUAUUAUUAAACAGAUAUCUAGAACACCAUAUAUAUGAAAUUCUAGUCAGAAAAUACAACUAUGACGAUGAUAAUCAUGAUGAUAAAAAUCAGUUGAAGAAAGUCAAUCAAUAACAUUGAUGCAAUAUUUCCGUAGAUGGUGAUAUUGAUCCAUACACUCAUUGUAUUAUAUUUAUUGAAUAAUUGAUAAUUAUGCAAAGUGUGUUUUAGUUUUAGUAAACUUAAUUAUUUAAUCAGUUCAUAAAUAUAUUUCGAUAAUGUAAUAAGAAGACGAAGAUUAUCAGAACUAUGUGAUAUAUUAGUGAAAUACAUUUCGAACAAUCUGAUCGAAAUGUAUUACACUAAUAUAUCACAUAGUUCUGAUAAUCUUCGUCUUCUUAUUACAUUAUCGAAAUUUAUCAAAGGGACUAAUUGCUUUAAAUUUCAUAAAUAUAUGUUUAUUAUCAGUAUAGGGUUGUGGAGAUCAUCGAGUUUUAAUUGACAUCAUAAAUCAAUCAAUGUUAGACCACUAUUGAAAACCUGGAAUCACUAGAUGGAUGUUUCGCCUUAGUAUGGAAUUCCUUAGUAGUACUCACUUAAUAAGUGAUUGCUGUGUAUAAGAGUGUAAUUUUCAUUUGAGAUUCCAUUUUAAACAUCUGAAGUUAUCCACAUCUGUUUGCUAUGAAGAAAGUUAAUAUAAUGAAAGAUUUAGUUUAAAAUUAGAUCUCCAGUUUUAAUUACAGUUAUUUGCAGCACUCACCCAUUAAAUAAGCGAAAAUAUGGGACACUUCACAUUUAUUUGACGCCAGAAGACGACAAGAUGACCUCAGUUAUAGAAAAAUUAUAGUUACUGAUGUAUGGUAUCUGAUACGUGACCUUGAUAUUAAACUAUCGUAAUAUGCUUUAGCAAUAUAAUGCAGAUUGAGUAACGUAUAUUAUAUUUAUUGUACUAUGCUACAGAAAUUUUAAUACGUUCUUGUUCUUUCUAGUUAUGAAACAAUCUGAGAUUGUCUUGGUUAUUGUGUUUGUAUUACUGACAUUUAACUGAUGACUGGAAUUAAAAGAAAAGCUUAGUUGGAGAAGAGUUCAUACUAGUAACUUCUUAGCAGUCAUCAACGCGGCAGUUUAUUAUUUACUAGUUCGUAGUCACUGGUUGUUGAGUUCGGCGUGUGAAAAGAAGGAAUACACAGCUGUAAUAAAUACUGAAUCGGAAAUAAAUAUGUUUUCGCGAAUUCAUCAAUUUUAGUUUUAAUUAGUGGUGCGGUUUUUGACUAUCCCGUCAUUCUAAUUCAAGACCUUAUGAAUGACUGGAUAAAAAUUGAAUACUCAAAUCAAACAAUACCAACUUGACACAUUUUCGGAAUUGCAUACUUUAUGUUUAACCUCAUUCAUACUAUUGGACAUUGAUAUUUAAGAUAGUUGGUUGAUAAGAUAGUGACUUAUUUUUAGCCUAACUCAGCAAAUUUAAAUACAUACUUUCCUAUAGUUGAAAUUAUGAGUCAAUUGAAGCUAGACCACCAUGGAAAACACAAAAGUAAUGGACGGCCGUUUCGUUCUAGUAUGGGACUCCUCAGCAGUGCGCAUCCGCAAUCCCGCUCCCCGCGAGAUUCGAACUUAGGACCUAUCAGUCUCGCGCGCGAGCGCUUAACCAUUAGAGCACUAGACCGUUAUCCAACGGUAUUAAUGUCUAAAGUCAACCAAUCCACGAAGUUGCGCCACCAUCCACCAUUGUCUUCAGUGAGUAAUUGCUUCACAACAGACCUGGGUGAACUCCACUGGUAACGGCUUCUCACUAGAACUCCAGGAAAUGCCUUAUGAAGUCAGUCACUAGUGAGCAGAUGAUUAUUAUUAGAAGGGGUUUUGUGGAGAUUUCUUAGGAAUUUCAAUAGUUGAAAUCAUGAGUCAAUUGAAGCUAGACCACCAUAGAAAACCUGGAAGCACUGGACGGCCGUUUCGUCCUAGUUAUUCUCGAUUGAGUGACAUUUGUUUAUUUCGAAAACUUAUUAGAGCCCAAGCAUUUUAAUGUAAAGCAUUAAGAUAUGAUUAUUGAAACCGACAUUAUAUUAAAUCGGUGGGAAUGAAAGAAAAAUAUUUUAAGUUGGAAAUUAUGUUCUUGCAUUUUGGUAUUUAACUUCAUUUUUAGUUUUUUUUUUCUCAUAUUCAGUUAAUGUUAAGGUUAAUAAACCUAAAUGCACCAGAUAAACGAUUAGUUUAUGACAUCUGGCAUUGAAUUUAUGUAUUAGUUCAUGCUCUUUUAAAGAUAUGUAUUUAAGUCAUUUAUAGAAGUUUAUACUUCGUUUAUUUGUAAAGUAUCUGAUAUCACUGAUCAGUCUCAAGCAGUUAUCUAAGAUACGGUCUAGAUGCAGUCUUAAGUGACCUAUUUGAUGUCGUUCACUUGUAGUGACUCAGUUUAUUCACGUAACUAUUUAAAGAGUAUAAAAUCAGAUCAUUCAUGUGACAAAUGAAUUGUUCUAGACUUAUUGAUUAUUUUUUACACCAUAUAUUUGUCCUUGUUAAUUUAUUUAACGUUACGUUAGUCGUUUUUGUACAAUUAAUUAUUAGUACUUGCCCAUGUAUUCUUUCACAUACGUUUGCCUUUAUAUCUUUGAGGUGAAACCAAACCAUACUAGCGCCCUUGAACUGAUCAAUUAGAUUCAAGAUGACGAAUGUCGUAAGUAUAUGUAAUUUAUACAAAGCAGUUAUGAAUACACCGUUUAGAUUUUAUGCUUUAACUAAUUUGGAUGAUGAAACAAUUAUGGUAUAGCAGCUCACUUGCAAUUGAGUAUGUUGACAUUUAAUUUGGCUAAGCCCUUUUGUUAACUUAUUUAGCGGACAGAGACAUCCGUGCUAUAACAACUUAUCUAUAUCUUUGUACCUUUAUUAUUGUUGUGCUUGUAUGAAACAUGUGUGCUUGAACAUUACUUACUUCCUACUCAUAUCUUCACUCUUCUAACCUUAAUAUUAGUCGCUUAAUUGAUUCGAUGAUUUACUCAUUUCCCUAUGUAUAUAUAUGUAUAUUUUAAUCCUAUUCAUUUUGACUCGCUCAUUCGACUCGCACACUCACUCGCUUGCUCAGUUGCUUUUCAACGCUACUCUUUCAUGCUUGCUUAGCGUACCUGCAAUUUUGGAGAACUGUGUGGGGUGCAAUAAUAAACGUAAUCAGCACUUCGUAUUCGCCUUCUGAUUAAUACACCGUUGGGAGUUAUUUAGUGUUGGUUAUCAGGAUGAAUUGUAUACGAAGUUUAAGAAUUAUAUUGAAUACCGACCAUUCAGGAUACGAAAUAGAACAUUACAGAAAGCUAUUUUGAGUGGGUUUCAAAUAGAAAGACAUAAACUCUUACUUAGGAUAAGACAGUAUAUCCUACCUGAAACUAUGUAUAGGGGCGAUGGGAGAGCCUAUGGAUGCUUUACAGGCACAGUUAUUUCUAUCAAGUAUCCGUUUAUAAAUGGUAUUUUGUGAACCCUAGAAAGAGUGUAUACAACAACAAUUUUGAAGCUAUGUGGUCAAGAUUCAAGGACUACCUUCAACUAUAUAAAGGCUCCAGAGGAAGAAUAAUUGAUGGUUACGUGGACGGAUUUUUUUUGCCUCACUUAUUAUGAUUUUCGUCCCAGUGAAAUCUUUUCUGACCUCUAUAAAUUCAUUAACCAUUUUCAAACUAUAUAUUCAUUGUAUUUUUUCAUUUUCUCACCAUACAUAUUUCCUUUACAUAAUCUGCAUUGUGAUUGCGUCAUAUCUGAUUGGGCGUUUUCAGGGUCACUCUCAGAACUCCUGAAGGUCGUCAGUGUAGUUUUAUUUCUGUGUUUCUCUUUUCAGUAGCACCGUUGUCUACUUGGGGUUAUCCGUAAUAUCAUUUACGAAAUUAAUUAUGGGAUCUAUAUUUUAACCGGGUUGACCUGUGGCUACACAAUAUUUAGACGAACAUUUCUAAAUGCUUCGUAAUUUCACCACUAUAUACGUUAGGGAUUAUGCUAAUCCAUAGUUUGGAAUUAGUUUUUUUUAUGAAAAAGAUCUUAACCAGGUAUCAUUAGAUAUGCCAAUCAGCAAAUCUUGAUUGCUACUUUUCCAUAUAUAUUUAUACAUAUAUACUCAAUUAUACAGCUUCAUUUACAAUUUUCCCCUUUGACCAAUUGGCUGUUUUGUAAUAUGUUAUACAUAAUACAGUUAUAUAAAGUUUCUUUAAAUGUUCAGUUUUUUACAUGAAUAAAUUUUUAAUUCAUCCACUUAAAUACCUUUCUGUGUCAUCAAAAUUUUUGAUACUUACAUUUACAUAACUGGUUAUUCUCAAUUUAAAUUACUGAUUUUCUAAAUUUUGCCUUAAUAUCAGUCAAUUAAAGAUAUUUAAAUUGACUCAUGAAUUCAACUAUUAAAAUUACUACAAUCUCCACAAAUCCCCAUUCUGAUAAUAAUCAUCAUGUACCGACUAGUGACUGGCUUCAAGAUGUACUACUUGGGGUUCUAGUGAGAAGCUGUGACCAGUAGAGUUCAGCCGUAUCUGUUGUGAGGCAAUCACUCACUGAAGACAAUAAUGGACGGUGGCGCAACUUCGUGAAUUGGUUGAAGUUAGGAAUUAAAACCGUUGGAUGCCGGCUCAGUGGUCCAGUAGUCAAGCCUUCACUCACGAGGCCGAAGGUUCUAUGUACGAAUCCCACGAGUAGGUUCGUGGAUGCGCACUGCUGAGGAGUCCCACACUCGGACGAAACGGCUGUCCAGUGCUUCCAUGUUUUCCAUGGUGGUCUGGCUUUAAAUGACUCAUGAAUUCAACUAUUAUAUAUAUGAUUUAUAAAAACCAGUUGGAAAUACUUCGUACUUUUUUAAGCAUAGCAACACCGCGUAUGUUCCAUGUUAGUACAUUUCUUUGUUUUAUGUAUAAUAUUUAAUCUGUUGUUAUUGAAAUGAAAACAUUUGAUAAGAAAUAUUUAGCGAAUAGAUAAAUUUUAUAAUUUAUUUGUUGAUUUACUUAUGCUUUUUUAUUACACAAAAGGUCACUGUCAUAUUAAUUUUUGUUUUUUAUAAUUCCAUCCAUUUUACUUUUGUCCUUUUUAAGAGUAUGACGUCAAAGUAUUCUUCAACUAUUCACGAUCUAGUAGUCUAUACUAACAAAUAGUAUAAAAAAUCAAACUAGGAAUAAUAAGUUUUAAUUCCUUAUAAACAUUUAUGAAAGUUAAAUCUUAAUCGAUAAACAACCUUGCAUGUUGUCUUUCUAUGAUAAUCAUAAACUUUUCCGAACAUUUGAAUUGAUUCCAGUUACUUCCGGUGUGUAGUAGAGGUGUAAUCUUGUGCAUUUCAAUAAUUUAUUUUUUAACUUAGCAUAUAACAGAGAAAGCUGUUUCCAUCAUGAUACUAUGUCCAUUGUCUGUGAGAUAGGAAAGAAUGGCGCAGCUUAUAGACUUAUUGACACCUUAGUCCAAUCACCUGUGCACAUGUUCUCGAAUACGUAAGGAUAACCCUCUCUGAGUACGGCUUAUGUUACCAGCUCCUCUAGAGCAGUUUAACUGAUAAACGUAUAUUGACAAACCAAUUAUUGCUACCUUAUACUUGAUUAUCUGAAUCAUCAUUGAGCCAGUUGGGUAAUUAAUAUGCAAUUUAUCGAAACUGAAAUUCGUUUUAGUGAAUGUAUAAGAAUAUUCCUCACUACAUCACCUUCGAAAUCAAGUCUUAGAGUGUUUUCUUCUCAAUCAUAGCAGUCUGUGGCUUGUUUUCCAGUUCAAUCAUUUAUUUAUUUGUUCCAUUUAUAAAUUAUUUGUUUUGCAGUAACAUUACCUUUUAUUCAAGUAACUUUUCUCCCACACUAUUUUCAAGGUAUAUUCGUUAGUACAUAUUACAACCUUCAUCUACUUUUCCUUUCAUAGAGAUCUAUACUAGCUCUUCUAUAACAAAUUCUUAAUUAUACAUUAAUCUUCUUUUAUUUCAAAUCACCUUAUCACCAAAAUAAACACGACACACUAUAUCCCAAUUUAUACUUGUUAUUUUAUAUUAGAUUUUUUUAUUGGCACUCAUCAUCUUUAGUCAUUAACUAUUGUUUUAUCCUUUGUUGCAUGAUCUUUUUAAUUUAACCAGUGAUCCAUUUCGUUAGUAUUAAUAUUCAUUAAAUGUGUCGUUCACUGUUUUCAUCUUAUAUUACUGAUUUUAACCAUAUCAUUCAUGUAAUGUAACACGAUAUUCAUGUAUUUAUAACUAUAAAGUCUAAAAGAGAUAUCAAAUAUGAUUGUUCGUUGAUAAAUUGUGCGUUUAUAAUUUUCUGUGAGAAUUUUUUCAAGUAACCACAAUAUUCAGUUUGUAAAUGGUUACACUUUCAAUGUUGAUAGAGAAAGCAUAUAGGCUGAUAUCUUAAAUAUUCAUAGGGAUUUGUAUUGUUCAUUUCUUAACUUUCAGCAGUCUCGGUGAGACUAUAAUUUAUGGACAACCUUUGAGCGACGCCAGACUGACCUUGAAAGUGUUCACCUAAUAACCAGGACUAAAUGAGGGCUAUAAACCUGCGUGAGGAAUUGGAAUUAUGAUUUACAGUUGAUGAUUGAGGUUAGAAAUUAGAUUUAGGGUUUUCAUCACGAACUGACAUAAGCUAUAAUGCCAAAACUUUAUUUAUCCGAAUGAAUGAGUGGAUUUUGCGUCAAAAUCCGAGACCUGUUAUCUUAUACGUGAUUGGUUCGUUCAUAAAUUAUAGUCUCGCCACAAUCUCUAUUGGUAUUUAUACAUGUUUAGCGGAUCUCCUUGAUUUAGCUUUCUUUUUGUUACAAAUUCUUGUGUUUUUGGCUAGUAGCUUAAAGUGGAACCGUGGAUGAGCACUUCACCUUAUUUAGAACUAGUUAACUGAGUACAUCAUUAUCUCAUUCGUAGUGUCAGCACUGCGAUUCAAACCUACUACCUUCCUAUUUUCAAUGUUCUGUUGGCAUUACUAUUUGUACAGUCAUACUUUAUGUACUUUAAUUACUUAUUAAAACUCAACAAUAGAGUAAAUCAAAUACCUAUUUAUCUGUUCUACUUAGGUUACCAAGGCAAUGCAAGGUUCUAGGUAUAGAUGUUCCUGACUACUUCAAACAAUGGAUAAAUUUAAAACAGAAUAAAACUAAUUUCAAAAUCACCUGAUUUUAUCUGUAUAAGAUGUGAUAAAAUUUUGUAGACUUAGCAAAGCGAGUAUUAUUUUCUGGAAAAAACAUGUGGAUCAAACUUGUCAAUAUGAUCACUUCGUAUUCUUUACAUACGAAACAGUAUCAUGUAUAUUGCGAUGUUAUGGGUCAAUUUCCAUUCGGUAUGAUGUCCAUGCUGUCGGGACUAAAUAUAAAACACACUGGUCGUCAUCACAGUGGUAUUGAUGAUUGUCAUAAUAUCGCAAAUAUUUUAUGUGAAUUAAUUCGAUGUGGUGCUGCUCUAGAUAUUACUGGAAACAUAAAAUAGUAUAUCUUGUUUCAACAUAUGUUGGUGUGUAAUUAGUUCAUUUUUUUCUGUCAGAAAAUGUAUAUAUUCCAUCUUGCAUGAAAUAUUCCAUAUUAAACCUGCGGAUAAGAUAGCAUGCCAUAAUCAGUACAAAAUUUUGAGUGAAAUGAAUAACAGAAUUCGAUUCGGUGCCAAAAGAUAAAAUUAUUAUGCAAAUGUAAAUAUCAAAAGUAAUAAAUAUACAAUCAAGUGUUAGAUAAAGUGUUACUGUUACAUUAAAGGUGUAUGUGGAGGAAUUUUCAUGCAUUCACAUCAAGACAUACAGAGUAUUCUUACAGUAUUAGAAUUGAAAAUAUAUGUUGCAAUUAAUAAGAUAUGAUUACAGUAUUAACUAGAUUUAAUAUUAUCGGCUUAUGUACACACUCAAGAAUAUGACUAUAGAUUUACGUCACACUGGAUACCAAAAGUUAUCGGAAAUUAAGUCGGCUACUGAAUCCGAUUAAUUAGUGUGGAUUAGUAAUCAGGAGGAAUUAGGACAAGAAAAAAAUGAAGACACAUAAUGUACAUAGAUUUAACACUGUCCCCCCACUCACCAAAAAGGACGACGUGACUUUCCCUACUUUCACUGAAUAAGUAAAAGAAAAUUAUAGCACGACCGUUACUGGAUCUCAUUCUAAACCAUGUCUGAUGACGUCUCAAUCUACUGUAUUGCACCACCUCUGGGAUGCUGACCAGGGAUUCGUGAAGGACCGACAAAAGUCAAUCCUCUGCAGCUGUUUUUCGUAACUCAACACCAUGUUAUGCACUGCAUACUACUUCACCUUUUCCGUACACUGUCGAACCUCUGCAUUACUAACAUAGUUUUGCCACUGAAUGUCAGCGAUCUCUCGGAGACAACGAUGAUGAAACACAGAAAGUUGUCUGGAACCCUCGAUUCGGAUAGGCAAGGUUUCACAAACAGCUCUCAUUGACACAUCGUGGGUCCGACCUUUUACAGCCAGACUAACCGUGGAGGCGCUAAAGAUGACCAAGAAUGACAUCAGCCGCUCUGGCUUUCACCAGAUGUAAAUUGAUAUCGCCACUCACGCCACCACCAGCACUUACGCAAUUACCUAGAUACACGAACCUCUUGACUACUUCUAUCUGUUCACUACCCGGGGUGAGUGCAGGAUCAG